This is a messenger RNA of Varanus komodoensis (Komodo dragon), 3923 nucleotides long. RefSeq names its product insulin like growth factor binding protein 3 (gene IGFBP3). Gene Ontology annotation, molecular function: fibronectin binding; insulin-like growth factor I binding; insulin-like growth factor II binding. Gene Ontology annotation, cellular component: extracellular region. Bases 834 to 1742 code for a protein of 302 amino acids. The record is from RefSeq and is a predicted model, not a curated record. Gene Ontology annotation, biological process: regulation of insulin-like growth factor receptor signaling pathway. The transcript has 3 exons. Lineage: Eukaryota; Metazoa; Chordata; Lepidosauria; Squamata; Varanidae.
GCAAAGUUAGAGAGUAGAAGCAAAUUGCAGUCAACAAAGAGAUUUAAAACGACCAAAAAGAAAGGAAUUUCAUCUUCUUUAAAUUAUUAUUUUGCAUCUUCCUUUCUUCUCUCUCCUGUCUUAGGAGUGGGUUUUUUUUCUUCCCACCGGGACCCAUAUCUUCUUAGCUUGUGUGUGUGCGGGGGGAUUUUUUUUCUUUUUUAAAACUGCUGCAAAAGGGAAGGGAAAACCCAACAACCCCAAAGCGAUUUAGCAGCUUUGAAAAGAAGGGCGGGGGAAGCAGAGAGAAGGUUUUUUAAAAUUUAUAUAGAUCGCUAAUUUAAUAGCUGCAUUAGCACUAAAGGGGGAAACAGAAUUGUUCUGCUGCAGGUCACUUCCAGCACCGAAGGGGCUGAGCGACUCCUGUUCUGGCUUGCUCUUGCACAUGAUGCUGAGUGUGAGAGAGAGAGAGGCUGUUCUCGAAUCUCUUGAAUAAGAGAAGGGUGUGUAAAGCUCCCUCCCACCGCAACAUUUAUUAUUUUUUAUUGUUUUAGACUGCUGGUGCACCCUCAGGGUGUACAAGUACCUGUGACUCUUGCCCCCCACCUCCUCGGGCAGGCACUCGGGAUCCCCACACCCACCCGCGCCACUUCAGAAGCGUGUGUGCGCGCGUGUGAGUGACUGUCUGCCUUUCUGUGUCGGGGUGUCCUGCUCUCCUGUCCCUUGCCCUCGAGGUGUCCUUUACGGGAGGGUGCUCGCCCCGCAACGGCUGCUGCCCCUCGCUUCUCUGCUCUGCUCUCUGCCUGCCUGCCGUGCUUUUUCUCCCCUCUCUUCGCCCCCCUGUCGCCGUUGCUAUGGUGUCGCGGCUCUACGUGCCGCUGUGGGCAGUGGCGGCGGCGGCGGCGGCGCUGCUGAGCCGGCUGGCGCUGGCGGUGGGGCCGGUGGUGCGGUGCGACCCGUGCGACUCCCGGGCGCUGGAGCAGUGCAAGCCGUUGGCGCCCGAGUGCCUGGAGCUGGUGCGGGAGCCGGGCUGCGGCUGCUGCCUGACAUGCGCCUUGCAGGAAGGGAGCCCGUGCGGCGUGUACACCGAGCGCUGUGGCUCCGGCCUCAGCUGCCGGCCCCGAAGCGACGAGCAGAAGCCCCUGCAGGCGCUCCUCGACGGCAAGGGGCUCUGCACCAACGUCAGCGGCGACGCGGCCGUGGCCGGGGGAGGAGGCAGCUCCACCGGCAGCAGCAGCUCCGCCGGCAGCAGGCUCCGCGACUUCCUCCUACGAGGGACCCACGGGCCAGGGAAUUCCAGUGAUUCAGAAGAAGACCAGAACAUCAGUAGCACAGAAAACCAGUCUUUUCCCCCAACACACAGGCUGUUGGAUUCCAAGUCACAUCCUCACCACACCAAAAUAGAUAUCAUCAGGAAAGAGCAUACCAAAAAUACCCAGCGCUACAAGUACGACUCACAAAGCACAGACACACUGAAUUUCUCUUCUGAGUCCAAACAGGAGACUGAAUAUGGUCCUUGUCGAAGAGAAAUGGAAGACACACUAAACAACCUAAAGAUUCUGAACGUUUUAAGUCCAAGAGGACUGCAUAUUCCAAAUUGUGACAAGAAGGGAUUCUACAAGAAAAAACAAGUGAGUUACAUUUCUUGCCCAUUUCCAUUUUCCCCUCCUCUUUGUACUAUAAGCAGAUCAAUUGCAGUCUCAUUAUUAACCAAGAUGAUGAUGAUAACGAUAACAGUGCUCAGUGCAUAUCAUUUUAAUUGAAUGCUAAUUUAACACCAAUGUAGGGCACCUGUUGGUUUGGCUCCAAAGUACAAUGUAAGGUGCGGUUGCUGUUUUAUUUGCUGCUGUUCACGACAACAGAUUAAGUUGGAGAAACCUCAUACAUUUGAGCUGACCCCUGGAUACCCGUGCCCUUCAGUUUAAAAAAAGAAGUGACUCUCCAAAAAAACAAAACAAAAAAGACUGAGCAAAAUGUUGCCAUCACCAUAUGACUGUAAUAGAUCAAUGCUUUGGAUUGUAAAUAGCUCCCUGAGAGUUGCUAGAAGAAUUGAGUUGGGUUGUAUUUCAGGCAGUAACUUGAGCAACCCCAUAUGUCUGUCCUUUAUGUGCUUCAGAGGAUUGCUUCCAAAAUCUAGUCCUGUGAUCCGAAAGUGAUAUGUACUCAGCUUUUACUUCACAGUAAUGCUGGCCUCUCAAGUGCUCUGGGUUUUCCAUCUGCAUCAGCCUAUGAGGUUAUGACCUUUCUUGCCAAAUGUAGAUCACCACACAGCUACCCAUACCUUAGUUCCAGACUGAACUGCCAGUGGGUUUAAUUAAUGGCUACAAAAUAGCACAAAUGUACGUUUGGUGAUUUUUAUUUGGAGGGGCACAGUGCUCUUUGUAUUCUAUGUGUCUGUACCUUCAACCAUACUUGGCUAGACUUUCCUGAAUUUCCAUAAAUCAGAUCUGUGUACCUGUUCCAAUUCCAAACUGAAUGCCAUGUUGGGUGCCUCAACCAGGUCACUCAACUUGCAUAUAAAAUAAGUUGGAUCAACCAAUGAAAAAUUAGGAUGCUACAUUCUGCUGCUAGACAUAAUAUCCCUGGGAGCAAAUGUGGUAUUGUGCAAUUUGAAACAUGAAUGAUAAGUAAAUGAAACAUGUUGAACAUUUCAGGAGUACUGAAAGAGAGCUAUAAAUGGAAGGCAAAUGAAGUAAAUUAAAUUCUCCCUGGUAAUUUAGGCUUAGUUCUAAUCUGGGACAGUAGUAAUGAUUUUUUUUUUUUUUUUUUUUUUGCAUUUCCACUGUGCAUUAUUGUGUUUUUCCUUUCUGAAUAACCUAAUCUCCAGGAUGGAUUUUCUGCUCUCUUAGCCUAGUUCUCACUGAAGUGGCAAACCUGUGACUGGCUGUGCCACUUAAUGAGGGGAGGACUCAUAUGUAUUCCUUUAAUUCCUUUAAUUUGUUUAAUUUCCAUUUGCCUCUUUGAAGGCAGUAAUACCUUUAUUUUGCAUCACACAUAUGGGGCUCCAUGCCUGCAUGGACUAUUGUUGGAAAAUUUCUACAGGUAAGCAUUAGUUUGUGUGGAAGCCCCUCCCCUUCCUGUUCCCGGCAUCUGUGGGAAGGGCUUCCAUCCAUUCCCUCAGUUGCUUUGUGACUUUCCCUGGAAUGCAGCCUUUGAAUUUGAUCCUCAAGUUGAAAGAGGUUCCCCACCCUUGUGCAGGAGAAAGACAGUUUAUGUCAGUGAGUCAAAAAUGUCCUAUCCUCAUUAAAAAACAAACUUUGCCUACAUCCACCUAGGCAUGGCUUCCCGGUUGGAAGGCCUGGUUUCCUGCCAGGCAUGAGCCCCAAUUAACCAAUCUCUGAGUUUUCAGAAAUUGAGAAAUUGGAUGUGAGUUACUUGUUUUUUAAUAAGCAGAGCACUGUAUCAGGUAUUCUGCCCCCUUUCCACAGAGUAGGCUGCAGAAAGAAAGUUUUGCCUGGUGGACCACCCACCUUCCCAUGAAUGUUUCCUCAAGCCACACCUCCUGCUUCCAGUUGCCAUUUUGCAACAGCUCUGCAGCAAUGACUGCAGUGCUUUCAUUAGAAAUAUUAUUAGCAAAGCAUUCUGUGUGUGUUUUAGCUGCCCUUUUAUGUGGUUUGGGAGUUGGAAAUGAGGAAAGUCAACAUCAAGUGACCAGCCAACCUGCUGUGGAUUCCAAGGAGUCCACAGACUUCCCUGUUUAAAGUUUGUUGCUCUAUAUAUUGCUUAUAUUGCUCUAUAUUGGUUUCUCUCUGUGUGACAUCUUUAAAGCGGGUUGCCAUCUGUGGAAGCUGCAUUAAAUGCAUUUUAAUAUUUUGCCUUUUCUCUUUGUGCACAAAGGAUUGGUGCACAACUUAAUUGACAUUUCUUUUUACAGCUUUUUCUCGAAUUAUAUUUGAGACGGGAGUUCUAAUUUAAGUUCCUAAUAAAAAUAAUAUUAAUUUACA